CGUCACGUGAACUGCUCGUGUCCGUUCCAGCUGAGAGGGGGGGAGGGAGAGAGAGGAAGAGCGGGAGAGAGUGACAGAGAGAGAGGACAAUCGGACGUGGACGUCGCGCGGCCCUCGCAGACCUAAGCCCGUGCGCCCGUGACUGGAUUCCCCGGAUGCAAAAAAAAAGUACAGACAGAGAACGAGGAAACGACCCCCCCUCCUCCCUCUCACCCCCCCCGACGGACACCCGCGCGCUACAGCAGAGAAACACCAAUACAACUUGUCAUCUGACCAAUACAGUCACUGCUCUCGUCGCUGUGCAUUUUUUUAUUUUGUACAAACAGUUUUGUUGUUUUGACGGACCUCUGCUUUGCAACUAUUUUGAGGAUAUUCGUUUUGAUUUCGCGAACGGUUAACUCGGGAUCUUAUUCUAUAAGUUUUAAUUGUAACAUUUUCCUUUCCGGUGCGUUUCGUUUCGUUGUCAUUUUGAUGUCUUAGUGUUAUUGACGUUUUUUAUUAUGGACAGUAUUCUGUCUCACAUAGUCUGAGUGUCCCUCCCACUUCACCGAGAAUUAAAGCUUGAUCUGCUGAAGCAUUUUAACAGCAUUCCACUGCAAUGGAGUAUUUCGAUGAAAACAUUUCUGCAAGGAAAUAAGGAACUCUGCACAACCCGAGGUGAAAGGCAGCCAUCCAGCCUACUCGUCCCAUUGGUAGACUCUCCGGUCAGUCCGCCACGCCCCUUCAAGUGCCCCCCCCCCUCCCCUGCCCCCCUGUAGACCUGUCUUUCUACCGACCCCAUCUGGACCGGGAUGUCCAGGCAGGUCUCCCAGCUUCCGAACCCCGAGCUGCCGGCCGGCACGAGCCCACAGUUUGGAAGUUGUACCCAGCCUGCGGGCUCUCUCCCGGGGGGGCAACUCAGCUCUAUGGCGGGUCUCAAGUCCCUCCUGCAGCACCCCAUAAAGGGAGACCAACGCUUAAAAACACCAUGUGAUGCAAAAGACAAAGAGAGGCUGGACGUUGAUGAGGACUCCAUGGGAGUGUGCCCCAUGAGGAAUGGCAGUGCAAUAGGCAGCAGUGCUAACAGUAACGGCUGUGCAGGAGGAGGAGGUGGAGGAGGAGGAGGAGGAGGAGGAGGGGGGGGAGGUGGUGGUGGCGGUGGAGCGAAUGGAGGAGGAAGUUUCAACCAGUUCUUGGGGCCCCUCUUGUGGGAUCGCACCCUGCCGGCAGACGGGGGCCUUUUCCAGCUUCAGUACAUGGACUUGGAGGAGUUUCUGACCGAAAACGGAAUGGGCAACGUGCAUAAUAACAACAGCUCCAGUUCAGCCCAGAUCCCAUCGCAGAGCUCCCAGUCAGCCGUGCCCAACCAGAGCUCCCAGUGCCUACCGCCCUCAUCUCCACCUGGCUCUUCGUCUUCAUCGCCUUCUUCCUCUUCUUCCCCAUCGCUCAUUGGUUUGGAGGUGGCUCAGCCGCAGAGCCUCGGAGGUGGAAAUGACUGUUUGCAUGGGAGUCAGACCAGCAUGAACGACUCCUGUGAGUCUCCCUCUUCUUCCUCUUCGUCCUCCUGUCCACCUCUGCUCACGCCCACGGACAGCGGUCCGGACGGGGUCGGCAUGUACGACAUGGAUUCUUCGGACAUGGACAUGUCCGGCCAGCAGAACUACGACCCCAGGAGGCACUCCUUCAGCGAAGAGGAACUCAAGCCGCAGCCCAUGAUCAAGAAGGCCCGCAAGAUCCUGGUGCCCGACGGCUUGAAGGAUGAGAAGUACUGGACCAGGAGGUAUAAAAACAAUGAAGCGGCAAAGCGUUCCCGAGACGCUCGCCGCCUCAAGGAGAACCAAAUAUCGGUGCGCGCCGCCUACCUGGAGAGAGAAAACGCCGCCCUCCGACAGGAAGUGGCCGAGAUCCGGAAGGAACUGGGCCGCUGUCGCAACAUCCUGAAUAAAUACGAGAACCGCCUCGCUGACCAGUGAUGAAUCGGAAUCAGAACAUAAGCUGGAUUCAAUUUAGGACUCUGAAUUGUUGGUGUGGCCCGAUGGACAGAAUGGAGGAACCGGUGAUGGUGGUGAUGAUGAUGAUGAUGAUUAUGAAUGUAAAAGACGAGGGGGGGGGGGGGGGGGGGGAUUUGCGUAUUGAAGCUCAGGUGUCUUGUUUUGUUGAGGUGUCAACUCUUAAAAGUGAAAGAUGGAGAGAAUAAUUUAACAGAUGAAAAGAUGUGACUUUUAAGAGUUUUGUUAUCGGAGAAUUGUAUAUUUUUAUAAUACUUAAGAAAAAUUUGAGGGAGAGCAAAUUUGGAGAAUAAUUUUGUACAUUUUCUACAUAGAGACAGGGGAAAGUAAUGGUAAAUAUCUUUUUAUUACAGAUGAGUCAGGAGACGUUUAACAGGUGGUCAGACAUCGAUGGGUAUUUUUCGACUUGAUCAUUGUGGUCAGGAUGCAGCAGCGGGGGCGAGGACGCGUGUAACAUUUGUAAUAUAGAGAGCAAAAAUGAUCUUAUAAAUCGUAUAGUUCAACAUUCUUGUUGAUUUAUAUUCAAGCACUUAAUCUUUUUUUUUUUUUUUCACCUUUUCCGGUUUGUGUCACCGCGAACGUGCUGGAGAGCGACAAGAGGAGACGUCACACUGCAGACACUCCGCUACGCUCCGUUCCAACCACUUUCACCCCCUUCUCUCAUCGUCUUCAGUCCCUCAACAAUAUUAUUCCUCUGUACUUUGAGCUGAACUUCGUGCGAUUGGUUUCGCCCGUCACGAGUCCACACUCGAAUCGUCCACACUCAAUCCCCUUCCCAUCUGUCCCGGUUGAGGCCUCUGAGUCCACUCUGGCGUCUUGUCGUAUCCCACCUGAAGCCGGUGAAAACCCGGGUGACUGAUCCGCUCUUUCGAAAUCGCCGGGACGUUUCUCUCCCUCUUGUUUUUUUUUUUCGUACCCGGCUGCUCUAUUUCUGUCCGCUCUCCCUUGCGGUCAAUCCCCCUUCUUUCAGUCGUGUGCGAACUCUGUCCCACAACAUUUUGCCCCCCCCCCCCCGUGUCUCCAUCUCAGUAUUGUGUCGUUUUUUCUCAAAUAGGCAUCAAUCUUCCCGGCCGGACGCACAUCGUUACUUUACUCUACUUUAUGAACACACUAUGAUGAGCAAUGUUAUGGGGGCAGAAACGUUGUUGUAUAUUGGAUAGGCCUGUACUAUUGUGUGUGUUUGAUGUAUUCCAGGAGAUGGGUUUACUACCCCCCCGUUGAGUGGAAUAGUGUUAAUUUCUCAGAUUUCUGGGAGAAAUAAAAGCCAAAACUUCCUAUAUUGAUCCACAAAGCUUGUUGCUAUUUAGGGCUUUUUUCAAUACUGCUCCUUCCUUACGGUUUACUCCUUUUAUUGCUCUUUACUUUCUACUGUAUCUAUUUCUAUGUGUAUCCACAACACCUACACAUGGAGCAUGGUACACUAUGUUAUGUUCCUGAGGAAGGAUGACUAGUGAUAGAAUGUGCUUUUAACCCCUUUUAUGACCCUUACUGGUAUUAUUAUUGUUAUGAUUAUGAUGAUUACCCCUCUUGUUGUUGCUGUUCUAUACUAUUGAAUGAUUUCCUUUCUUUGGAUGAACCCGAUCUGUUCCACCUGGAAACUACCUUUCGAUCUUCGUUGUUCCUCAAAAAGACUUUUCAAAUGAGAAAACAAAAAAAACAAAACCCUCAGUCUGCCGUUCGGACCUCCAGGCGUUACUCACUUCUACUACGGACACCGCUGCCGCCGGGGGUUCCUCUGACUGCCGAUCCCAAAAGCUUCAGUAACUUGAACAUGAUAUUCAUGCGGACUUACUUUACCUUUCGUGACGACCUCUUCUGUUCCCCGCUGUGUACGGACUAUGCACACUAUCGAUAUGCUCCUUGUUGGUUUAUUUCAGCCUUUAUCACCUCAAUCAGUGAUUGUUUCCUCUCCCAACAGGAUGUAGUCUCUAAUAUCCUCACACAUGUGGUCUGGUGAAUCUUUUAGUGACUCUUGUUGAACUACAACUGCCCUGCUGCAUCAGUGGUGUCCAUUGUGUCCAGCCCACUGGGUGCUGGUUAUUUGGAUGUAGUCAAGAUUUUUCCAAAAACACCAAUAAAAGAUUGUUCUCAUUCACUA
This is a messenger RNA of Pungitius pungitius (ninespine stickleback), 4086 nucleotides long. RefSeq names its product D site albumin promoter binding protein b (gene dbpb). The transcript is spliced from 5 exons. Gene Ontology annotation, cellular component: nucleus. Lineage: Eukaryota; Metazoa; Chordata; Actinopteri; Perciformes; Gasterosteidae. The coding region runs from base 792 to 1952 and encodes 386 amino acids. The record is from RefSeq and is a predicted model, not a curated record. Gene Ontology annotation, molecular function: DNA-binding transcription factor activity, RNA polymerase II-specific; RNA polymerase II cis-regulatory region sequence-specific DNA binding. Gene Ontology annotation, biological process: regulation of transcription by RNA polymerase II.